AACAGCUCACAAAGCAUUUCCUCCAGAAGGAAGAAACACAGAGGAAAAGUAGCUUUCUUUGGGGUGGGAAACCACCAAUAUCUGCUGCAACACGCCAACACAAAGGUGAGUUUUACCGUAUGACUCUACUGGUCAAAGACAGAUUUUCCUGCCUUCCAAUCCCUACACACCGGCAGUCAGCAAAUAAAAUUCAAUCAAGAGCGAAUUACACAUAUCUUUAAUUUCGGAGAAGCACCAUGUAGCACGCAGGCUGCAGCUGGGAUGCAGCUCUGCCAAGUCCCUCACAGGUCAGCGAAGGAAGCCCCGACUCACCCAGGCCGUCCCAGCGCGGGCAGCGCCGGUGCAGGCGGGACGCCAGGCUCAGAGCCACGGGCGUAUCAGCUCCUCCUCGGGCAGCCCCGGCUGCUGCGAUGUCUGCAGCGUACAAGCGCCAGCGCGCCGUGACUUAUACAAAAAUCAGCAUCUUCCUCAGGAAAAAAAAACACUUGAAGCUUCUUACCGGCCCCGCAACGCACUCCUAUACUUAUGCCAUCACAUCUAGUGACUAAGAAGAUGCUUUCAGUGUCAGAGCAGAUUAAGAUUCUGGAAGGAGAGUGCCUGGCAGCUUUACUCUCACACACCAAUCUGUCUUCAUGCAAACGCACUUUGUCGGCGGAUGGGAGUGUAUCAUUGCAAUACGCUACCGAAGCGAAACAGUUUCCAAGUUUUCCCACAGGGCACCAGCUCCCCCUUCAAGCUGUACCCCAGCGCUUGCUCCCUCUCGUCCUUCCCCGAAAAGACCUGCAGUUUCUGGGCACCACAACUUGUCCUGUGUCGCCAUCGAGCGCUGCCCUCACACCUGCCGGGACGCCGCGUCCGCUGAGCCGCGCCCCGCGGGGCGUGGGACCCCCGCACCGCCCGGACAGCGCCCGGGCACCUCCCGAGCCCUGCGCCGGGACCCGGGGCCGGGCCCUGUUCCCUGGCACCCCGCGGGAGGGCGAACCGCAGCCGCGGCGCUCUCGGGGUCCGCACGGCCCGGGCAGGGCACGGCCUCUCCUCGGCGGGGCACCACACACACACACACACACACACACACAGAACACACGCCUUGCACCUGUCCGCUGCUACCGACGGGCAGCGAAAUCCCACCCCGCGGCUCGGCGCUGCGCUCUCCGCGGCGGGACCAGCGCCGGGAUCCCGCUGCCAGGGCACAGCCGAGUGACGACCGGUCGCCACGCAGAUGUGGAUAAGCAGGAAAAAGACGGCGAGGAGAGCAGCCCUCUCCCAUUACCUUAGCAAUCGCGCCGCCGCCGUCCCCUGC
Molecule: messenger RNA, 1300 nt
Organism: Ficedula albicollis (Collared flycatcher)
Lineage: Eukaryota; Metazoa; Chordata; Aves; Passeriformes; Muscicapidae
Exons: 2
Coding region: 526-1275 (249 amino acids)
Source: RefSeq, a predicted model, not a curated record